UUCCCACCCAACAUGACCAACACAGAAAACGUGACCACUUUAGCAUGUGCCACCGAAGGAAUGAGCUGUUACCCACGAUGCAUUGCCAAGUUUCCAAGGGAUUCUCUGGAGUCAACAAACAUGGCUAAGGUAUCAGCGAACACUGCCCCAAAGAAAACGAUGCACUUGCAUGUCCCAGCCUUCUCUGUCAAACAUCCCAUGAUUCCAAAACUCUAUGUCAUGCCAUGGAAGCAGGACAUGAAGAACCAGAGACUGCUACUGAAGAAUGCGGCGCUGGCCCAGAUUCCCCAUGGACCCCAGGAGGAGAGCCUGUGCUGGGAGGGGCGGGAGCGAAUGUGUCAUGGCCAGGCCAGAACCGGACCCCUGGACUCCACAGUGCAAAGUCCCCCGCAGCCCACCCUCCCUCCCCCCAAUGCCUCACACUUGUCCAGGUACAACAGUUCUCUGGUCACAACCAGGGGCCUGUAUGGAUAUGGCCUGCCCUGAUAUCACCCAGGGAAGACUAGAAGCCUCCUCCAUUAUAUUUACAAGCAGUACCCACAAGACAUCAAGGCUUGUUUGGCUUCUUACGUUUCAAUAAAAUAUUAGCU
Megalops cyprinoides (Indo-Pacific tarpon) is the source of this 590-nucleotide messenger RNA. Its product is annotated as testis-expressed protein 43-like. The record is from RefSeq and is a predicted model, not a curated record. Bases 13 to 486 code for a protein of 157 amino acids. Lineage: Eukaryota; Metazoa; Chordata; Actinopteri; Elopiformes; Megalopidae. The transcript is spliced from 4 exons.